Messenger RNA from Fulvia fulva, 1827 nucleotides. RefSeq lists its product as uncharacterized. Bases 1 to 1827 code for a protein of 608 amino acids. The record is from RefSeq and is a predicted model, not a curated record. The transcript has a single exon. Lineage: Eukaryota; Fungi; Ascomycota; Dothideomycetes; Mycosphaerellales; Mycosphaerellaceae.
AUGUCUCAUCCUCGCGACACUACUCCUCCAUCCCGCGACAAGCAAGUCCCGAGUCCGUGGAACACCCGAGGGAGACUUCAACAUACCAUUCGUCUAAUAAGCCUCAACCUCUGGCUGUGGGAACUGCUAGGCUUACUGACCAGUACGCUUUGCAUCGGUGCGAUAAUAUGUAUUCUGUCCAUCUUCAACGGCAAGCCAGUACCUGAUUGGAGCUAUGGCCUGACGGUCAACGGUCUGGUCUCCAUUCUCGCUGGUAUCGCGAAGGCAUCCAUAGUACUCCCCACUGCGGAAGCCAUCAGCCAGCUGAAAUGGUACUGGUUCUGGAAUCAGCAACGACCAGUCGUGGACUUUGAGCGAUAUGACAGUGCGAGUCGCGGCCCAUGGGGUAGCCUUGUCCUACGGUGCUACCCACGACUCUGGAACAUCGUCUCUUUGGGCGCUGGGCUCACGAUCGCCGCGAUCGCCGCGGAGCCUUCUCUGCAACAGAUACCUAUUCUUUCGCUCAGUACGGUUGCAACUGGGAAUGCCAGCGUGUCACGAAUCAUAUCGAUCACGGGACAUGAGAAUGACGGUGCUUCCAAUCCGAUCCUCAACAUGAGUAUGAAGGGUGCUGUGUACUCCGGCAUAUUCGACACAGAGCUGAGUAAUACCGCCGCGAUAAUGCCAGUAUGGCCAACUGGUAACUGCACAUGGCCCAGAUUCAGCUCUCUUGGAGUAUGUAAUGCUUGCGCAAACAUCACCUCGAGAGUGUUUGUGAGUAGCACCAACCCUGAUUAUCCGGUCUGGACACUGCCGAAUGGUGGCAUUGGCUCCGGUCUCAACCAGUCCAUAAGCCUCCUUGGCGGUGACUCCUCCGCGGGCUGGAUGGUAGCCGGAUCAUGGAACAGUUUGGCUUUCGACCAGAAGUUUGCAAACCAAAGCAUAAUCGAUCUCAGCUUCAUCUAUCUUCCGCCUGUGAAUGCCACGCUGCUCAGAGACACCAACAGUACGCGUGCCAACGCUGCUGAAUGCGUGUUAUGGCCGUGUGUCAAGACCUACGAUGCAGUCAUGGCCAAUGGCGAGUACAAAGAGACAGUAACAGAUAUUUGGCCUCCUGUCAAUGCAACAUUGAGCGAAAAUCCGGCUCUCAAAUCGAUGUGUAACUGUACGUACAGAGAAGGCUGCAACGAGCUGUCUCCGAUUUCACAGUACUCCACCUGCAAUGUGUUGAUUCCCAGGAAGCUGGAAUUACGUCCUCCCGGCGACGAUACCUCGUACAUAUACAAUCUAGACUCGUACAACUUGCUGCGUAACUGGCUCGGUUUCGUGCUGCAGCUUGUGUAUUCCUCUGGCUACAACACUCAGUUCUUGAUGGCACAAUCUCGGAACGAUGUACCUCAAGCUUUCUACUCAACUCAGCUUGAACACGCCAACGCCACACAAGCCUGGGAAAUGCGUGGACCCAGUGCAAUCAUGGAAAGGGUUGCGACUAGUCUAACGAACCAUGUGAGAAGUGCUGGUGCUGAAGAGCAAAGCGUGGCAGGCACGGCUUUCACAGCGCAGAACCUAGUACACGCACGCUGGGAGUGGGCGAUCCUGCCUUUGGUGCUGCUAGGUCUCACGGUCUGCUUCGUUGUAGUGACCAUUACCCUAACCGCACGGAGAGGCCUGCCGCUGUGGAAAAGCUCUAGUCUGGCUCAUGUGCUACAUGGUCUUGACGAUGACAGCUCCGAUGCAAUGACUGCAAAUCGGUCCGACCAGCUCGAGAGCAAAGCUAAAGGCUUUACAAUGAAGAUGGACUUGGAGCUCGAGAGGUGGCGAUUGAGAGGCCUGCGAAGGCAAGAUUAG